Prinia subflava (tawny-flanked prinia) is the source of this 4898-nucleotide messenger RNA. It is a transcript of the gene RGS9, whose product is annotated as regulator of G protein signaling 9. Gene Ontology annotation, molecular function: GTPase activator activity. Gene Ontology annotation, biological process: regulation of G protein-coupled receptor signaling pathway; G protein-coupled receptor signaling pathway; positive regulation of GTPase activity. The record is from RefSeq and is a predicted model, not a curated record. Gene Ontology annotation, cellular component: plasma membrane; neuron projection; cytoplasm. Lineage: Eukaryota; Metazoa; Chordata; Aves; Passeriformes; Cisticolidae. The transcript is spliced from 17 exons. The coding region runs from base 97 to 1554 and encodes 485 amino acids.
CCCGGCGGGUGUGGGUGUCCGCGGGCAGGUGCGCCGGGCCGGGGCCGCUCCGCGCUCCGCUGCUCCCCGCGCCCCGCUCCGCUCCGCUCCGCCACCAUGACCGUCACACGGCUCGACCAGGGCCAGCGCUACCGCCCGCGGAUGGCCUUCCUGAAAAAGAUCGAAACCCUCAUGAUGGAGAUGCAGAGCCCGGACACAGGAAUCAAGACACAGACACAGACGGUGACAGUCGCCACCAUCCCUCACGCUGUCACAGGUAAUGAUAUCAUGCAGUGGAUUCUGCAGCGCCUGAAGAUCACCGCGGAAGAGGCACUCCACCUGGGAGAUCUGUUUGUCAAGUAUGGAUAUAUCUACCCUCUCCAGGAGCCAAAGAACCUCACCCUGAAGGCAGACAGCAGCCUCUACAGGUUUCAAACCCCCUAUUUCUGGCCGGUGCAGAGCUGGGCUGCUGAUGACACAGACUACGCAAUUUAUCUAGCAAAGAAGAACAUUAAAAGGAAAGGGAUUUUGGAAGAAUAUGAAAAGGAACAUUACAACAUGCUCAAUCAAAAAAUAAACUACAAGUGGGAUUUUGUUAUUAUGCAGGCCAAGGAGCAGUAUAAGGCAGGGAAGGAGCGGAAGAAGGAGGACAGGUACGCCCUGGACUGCCAGGAGAGAGCCUACUGGCUUGUGAACAGAACUCCUCCGGGCAUGCUGGAUGUCCUCGAGUACGGAUUAGAUCGUGUCACAGAUCCCAAUGAAAAUAAGAAAAAUACGAUGGAAUUCUAUAGGAGAGAGAUCAUGUACUACCAGCAGGCCAUACUGAAGACCAGAGUGAAAUCUUCUGUCUCUCUUGGAGGGAUUGUGAAGUACUCUGAGCAGUUCCUCUCCAAUGAUCCCAUCCUGUCUGGAUGUCUCCCCAGCAACCCUUGGAUAUCAGAUGACCCCGAGUUUUGGGAUCUCAAUGCAAAGCUGGUGGAGGUGCCCACCAAGAUGCGCGUGGAGCGAUGGGCCUUCAACUUCAGCGAGCUGAUCCGGGACCCCAAGGGCCGCCAGAACUUCCAGAUCUUCCUCAAGAAGGAGUUCAGCGGAGAGAAUCUGGGUUUCUGGGAAGCCUGUGAGGAUCUCAAGUAUGGAGACCAAUCCAAGGUCAAAGAAAAAGCAGAAGAAAUCUACAAGCUCUUCCUGGCUCCAGGAGCAAGGCGCUGGAUUAACAUCGAUGGCAAAACAAUGGGCAUCACAGUCAAAGGCCUGGAGCACCCUCAUCGUUAUGUUCUAGAUGCUGCUCAGACCCACAUUUACAUGCUGAUGAAAAAGGACUCCUAUGGCCGCUAUUUAAAGUCUCCAAUAUACAAGGAAAUGCUGGCCAAGGCUGUUGUGCCACAAGAGGGUGUCAAAAAAAGCACGGGUUUGUUCGGCCGCCGCCACCUGCGCUCCAGCCCCAGCCCCAUCAUCCUGAGGCAGCAGGAGGAGGAGGCCAAAGCCAAAGAAGCCGCCAACACCGUGGACAUCACGCAGGUCAUGAGCAAGCUGGAUCGCAGGAACCAGCUCCAGAAGGAAGCUCCUCCCAAGUAGGCUCUGAGCCCCGCAGGGAAAAGACAAGGCGAGGCUGGCGUUGAGCUUCGUCUCCCCUUCCUGAAGGUGUCAGUGCUGCUUUAGGUUUCCCAGGCCGGCUCUGCGCUCCUCCAGCUCCCCGCACGUUGCCAUGGCUCCUGGAGAGCAGAUGUGGCUGCCCAUGGCUCCUGGAGAGCAGAUGUGGCUGCCCGGGCAGGGAGUGCUGGCUGUGCCUUGCUCAGGGUGCAGCACCCGCACCCCUGGGAGGGGAGAUGCCUCUGCUGCCCCCACAUCCCCCGGGGGGCUGCAGAGCCCAGCUGCCUCUCCCUGCUGCCCCGGGAGUGGGGUGGCACAAGGCAGGGUAAAGCUGAGCCCUGGGUGCGUGGCACAGAGGGGGAUGACCCCGCGGGGAGCAGGGUGAGGUGACCCAGCCCGGAGUGUCCCUGCUGGCCUCCAUCCCCUCAGGGGGCUCUGCACCCUCCUUGGGCUGCAUCUGGCACCCCUUAGAGCAGCACUCCCCCCUCCCAGAGUCCUGCACCCCCAGCCAGCACAACAGGGCCACGGGCAGAGGAACAGGAACUUCCCCUGCUUGUGGGAACAGGAGCACGAGCACUUCUGAAGGUUUAGCUGCUGGAUUUGAAUGGCACUCCCACAUCCCCUGGCACGCUGGAGAUGAUCAGCAGGAAGCUCUGCUCUGCUCUGCUCUCCCUGUGACUCCUGUGCCGUGAGCUGGGUGUGCAGGUGCAGAGAGCUGCCCCUUGCCAGAGCCUGCACGAGGCCAAGAGAGAUUUUAUCCAAUCCUUCCCACCUCUUGUCUUGUCUUUUUCCUGCUCUUCUAUUUUCUGUUGUUAAAAAUCCAGCAGGAGGUAGCUGCAGUUGUCACUGGCUUGUAGCCCAGAGGCAAGGGAGAACAGGGUAGAGGCAUUAAGAGCUGAUUUCAACUUUAAGUAGUAUUUUCUUUUUUAUUUGCUCUGUCUCUUUUGCUCUGUAGAAUGAGGCAAGCUAAAAUAUUACAUUAGUGCUAAAGAGCUCAGGGAGAUUCCAGGCCUUGCUGGAAAAGCCCAGCAUGCCUGGACCGGGCCAAUGAUUACCAGAAGUGUGAAGAUUCCUGCAAAGCCCAGUAAAGGGAAUUAAAGGGGCAGAAAAGUUUCCUGGUUUGUUAAAAUUUUGGGGAAGCAGAGGAACCAGGUAGAAGCACUGAAGUCUGAGAAGCUGCCUCUCUCCAGUUCACAUUGUUCAUCCCUUUUUAAUACUGAUAGGGUUUUACAGAAAAUGGGAGAUCACAGAAUCCCAGAGAGGUUUGGAUUGGAAAGGACCUUAAAGCUCAUUCACCCCACCCCCUGCAAUGGACAGGGACACCUUCCACUGUCCCUUCACUGUCUCUGAUCUGGUGUCACUCCUCUCCUCCACUUGUGGCUGAGCCAGGAGAUUGUCCUGCCCUUCCUUACCCCACUGGUGACAAACCUCCUUAGAGGAAUUCAGGCACAGUUACCCCAGGCUUUCCCUGUGAUGUCUGUGCUGAGCGUGUUCUCACUCCUGCUGGAAGCACAGGCACAUUCUGCACUGCUGGGCAGUGGAGCUUUGACAUCAGAGCACUGCAAGACACUCCAGAACCUGGCAGGGUUGGCCCAAAGCUACUUGGCUGUGAUGAACUCUACAGUCUCCCCAGAGUUUGUGUAACAUGGAGCACUGAGCAUGUUGGGAUUGCCAGUAUGUAGUAACAUGUGGAAGAUCAAGUCAGGGUAUAAAUAAUAAAUAACAAAUCUGUGUGUUCCCGUCAGUCCCUCUGAUUCUAUUUCUAUUUUGUCUGCUGCUUGGCUUGUUAUGUUCUCUGUAUCCAUUCCUUUCUCUGAUUUUUCAUCAUCUCUGCUUGGCAUCACUGCUCCCCUGCCAUGGGUUCAUGCUGCAUGCUCGAGAGUCACUGUGGUUGUCAAACACCAGUUACUACUUGAGAAACACCAGUUACUGCAUGUGGAACACCAGUUACUGCAUGUGGAACACCAGUCAGUGCUUGUGGAACACCAGUUACUGCAUGUGGAACACCAGUCAGUGCUUGUGAAACACCAGUUACUGCAUGUGGAACACCAGUCAGUGCUUGUGGGACAAACAGCCAUCCUUCACACACAGAGAGGGGCUGUCUUUGCCCUGCCACAGGCUGAUGGAGCUGUCACAGCCCAGCUUUCUGCUCCUCAUCCUCUGCUGCUCAGUCCCUGAAGAGGGAAGUUGCCUGGUACAAGCUGAACUUCACUUUGUGCCAGCUGAGAAAUUGUUUGUUUCCAUGUGUUGUUUCAUGUUUUUGGCCAUGGCUUCCAUGCAUUCAUCUGUCUAAUAAAAAUAAAUGUAGAAAAUGGAAAAAGAACCGAGUUCAUCCUUCUCUGUCAUGUCUCAGUGUGUUCAUCCUUCUCUGUGCCAUCUCUGCAUGUGUGUGUACAUGUCCUGUGUGUGCCUCUGCUCUCAGCUCCUCUCCUUGGGCACUUGAGCUGCAUUUCAUUUCUGCUGGGAGUAAGUCCUUGAGAAAUGGGAGGGGACCUGGCAUGCAGCAUGUGCUGUCCUUGUCCUGUCCAGUCUGUGCUUGGGCUUGUCCUGAGGGCUGGCUGAGCCAUCAGGGCUGGGGCUCUGUUCGAGCCGUGGGUGUGACACGGUUGUGCUGUUCAUAACCAAGAUCACAUUCCCAGGAUGACAGCCUCCUCCGUGCCUGGAGCUAAUCGUGGUGAGGAAUGAGACAAGCUGGUGUCUCCUCCAGCAUCCCGGCGGGUGUGGGGCUGCAUCUGUCAGCGCCCGCUGGGGCUGUGGCAGCAGUGACCCCGCAGGAAAGCGGUGACACCUCAGUGCUGUGGCACUGGGAGGGCAGGGAGGAAGGGGACAGAGCUGCAGGAGAGGGGGACACUCCACAGGCCUGGCUGGGGUGGCUGUAGCUGCCUCCCUUCUCUCCUGGCAGCACCAAACGAGGAGAGGGCUUCUCCUCCUGGAGAAGCCUGGGGAGCCCUGGUGUUGGAAAAACCCAGCUCUACAGAGAUGGGGCAACCGAGAGGCAUUUUUAAAGAUUUUAUUCCAUUAUCAAUCUCUUAGAAGGGCGAUACACAAGAGAUGUAAAACUCAACACCAUUCUAUCAGCUAUUCUGUCUUUACAAACACCUCUCAGUUGCCCCGUGUCUUUAGAGCUGGGUUUUUGCAACACCACAGCUCUCCAGGCUUCUUCAGGAAGAGAAUCCCUCUCCUCCUUUGGUGCUCCCCAGGCUUCUUCAGGAGGAGAAUCCCUCUCCUUUGGUGAAGAGACUCCCUCUCUCGCUUUCCUUCUUCUUUCUCCUCUUUCCUUCCUGACCGAUCUGGCUGUCACCCCAGACCUGACCGAGCCUCUCUCCUUU